AUGCGUUCUUUCAAAGUACUGGCCGGUUUGGCUCUUGCAUCAAGUACACUUGCACAAAAUGUCACAUACUGUCCGUCUGGCAAUGUAUGCUAUGCUGUCAACGUCCCAGAGACAACCGCAGCCAGCGGAUCCGGAGAUAUCUUCUUUCAGAUUAGUGGCCCAUCUACGAUGUCAUGGAUAGGCCUCGGCCAGGGCACUUCCAUGUCUGGAUCGAACAUCUUCAUGAUCUACGCAAACGCAGCUGGAAAUAAUGUCACAGUGUCACCAAGACUUGGUGUGGGCGAUAGAGAGCCGACCACAUCUGGAAGCACUUCCCAAAUAACCUUGCUCUCCGGUUCAGGAAUUUCCAAUGGGCAAAUAAUUGCAAACAUCAGAUGUAGCAACUGUAACAGCUGGUCGGGAGGCUCCAUGAGUUUGACUGAUUCAAGUUCAAAUUGGAUUUGGGCAUACAGAACUGGCGCUGCAGUAUCUUCUGACAGUCUUUCCGUCACGUUGCGUGAACACUCCAAUUAUGGAAGCACAUCCUUCAACCUCCAACAAGCAGCUGGUGGAAAUAGUGCCAAUCCAUUCGCGACAACGGUCGCUGCAACGACGCCAGGAACUUCAUCGGGGUCAUCGGGGUCAUCGGGGUCCUCAAGUGGCUAUGGACCGACCGAAACCUACAAGAAUGUGCGCAUGGCUCAUGCUAUUUUGGCACCUAUCGCUUUCGUCAUCUUCUAUCCUGUUGGGGCUAUCGGUAUUCGUGCCCUGAGCCUCAAGAACCUCGUGUACAUGCACGCUGGUUGGAUGAUGUUCACCUACCUUAUCGUCCUAGCUAGCAUGGGAAUGGGGGUAUGGAUUGCCGUUGUCUCAAGGCAACUUGACGCAACUCACUCCAUUAUCGGCCUCGUCGUCGUCGGCAGCUUACUGAUCCAACCUAUCACGGGCUUGACUCACCACUUACUCUACAAACGAGUUGGUCGCCCCAAUGCUGCAACCUAUCCUCACAUCUGGUGGGGUCGGGCUGUCGUUACUCUCGGUAUCAUCAACGGUGGUCUUGGUCUAAAACUAUCAGCCAAUACGAAGAGCGGGGAGAUCGCAUAUGGCGUUGUAGCGGGCGUCAUGUGGUGCAUCUGGAUGGCUGUCGUUGUCAUGGCUUUCCUGAGGAGCAGAAAUCCUAAUGGCGACGUGGGCCAAGGUGGCUUCAGACUUAGAGACAACGAUAGCAGUACCAGGAUGGCGGGACAGGCUGGUCAAAUGCAACGAGGCUUCAAUCCUGGGGAGAGACCUAUGUCUCAAGAGUCGACGGUUGUUGCCGAAAGCUUCUAUAGAGGUUGA
Cadophora gregata is the source of this 1317-nucleotide messenger RNA. RefSeq lists its product as uncharacterized. The record is from RefSeq and is a predicted model, not a curated record. NCBI's taxonomy places the organism in Eukaryota, Fungi, Ascomycota, Leotiomycetes, Helotiales, Ploettnerulaceae. Bases 1 to 1317 code for a protein of 438 amino acids. The transcript has 3 exons.